Messenger RNA from Myodes glareolus (Bank vole), 2271 nucleotides. The record is from RefSeq and is a predicted model, not a curated record. NCBI's taxonomy places the organism in Eukaryota, Metazoa, Chordata, Mammalia, Rodentia, Cricetidae.
CUUUGCCCUCUACAAAUGGUAGAAGUUCUGUCGUUUGUCACCUCUGCACUCUCGGCUUUUGUUUUCCAACUUCUUCAUGUCACCUUGGAUUUGGGACGUCCACUGUCAUUGCUGGUUCUGCUGGCAUUGGUGAAUGUCGGAUGCGUCCCCAAAAAGGUAAUGUGGAACACAGCUGUCCACUCUGAAUUCAUUCACGAUCAUGUGGAUUAUGGCUUCCAAAGCUGUGAGAAUAAAUUCAAUUGGCAUGUCAUCAAGGAGAAGCGCGAUGCCUAUGUGAGCCGCCUGAACACCAUCUACGAAAACAAUUUAACCAAGUCCCACAUAGAAAUCAUCCACGGCUAUGCAACAUUUACAGACGGUCCUCAGCCCACGGUCGAGGUCAACGGGAAGAGGUAUACUGCCCCUCACAUCCUGAUUGCCACAGGUGGUUUGCCCACAGUUCCUCACGAGAGCCAGAUCCCAGGUGCCAGCUUGGGAAUGACCAGUGACGGAUUUUUUCAGCUGGAGGACUUGCCUAGGCGCAGUGUCAUUGUGGGUGCGGGCUACAUUGCCGUGGAAAUAGCUGGCAUCUUCUCUGCCCUGGGCUCCAGGACGUCACUUAUGAUAAGGCAUGAUAAGGUCCUUAGGAACUUUGACUCGCUCAUCAGCUCCAACUGCACCGAGGAGCUGGAGAACGCUGGCGUGGAGGUGUUGAAGUUCUCCCAGGUUAAGGAAGUAAAGAAAACACCAUCCGGCUUGGAACUUCACGUGGUUACUGCGGUUCCUGGUAGGAAACCCACUACAACCGUGAUUUCAGAUGUUGACUGCCUGCUCUGGGCCAUUGGACGGGACCCAAAUUCUCGGGGCCUGAAUCUAAAUAAAGUGGGGGUUCAGACCGACGACAAAGGCCAUAUCAUCGUAGACGAAUUCCAGAAUACCAGUGUCAAAGGCAUCUACGCUGUGGGAGAUGUGUGUGGGAGAGCUCUUCUCACCCCAGUUGCGAUUGCUGCUGGCCGGAAACUGGCCCAUAGGCUUUUUGAGUGCAAGAAAGAUUCCAAAUUGGACUAUGACAACAUCCCUACCGUGGUCUUCAGCCACCCCCCUAUCGGGACAGUGGGGCUCACCGAAGAUGAAGCCAUUCAUAAGUACGGGAAAGAGAAUGUGAAAAUCUACUCCACCUCCUUCACCCCGAUGUACCAUGCUGUCACCACGAGGAAGACAAAAUGUGUGAUGAAAAUGGUUUGUGCCAACAAAGAGGAAAAGGUGGUUGGGAUCCACAUGCAGGGGAUUGGCUGUGAUGAAAUGCUUCAGGGCUUCGCUGUGGCAGUGAAAAUGGGGGCCACCAAGGCCGACUUUGACAACACGGUCGCCAUUCAUCCUACCUCUUCAGAAGAGCUGGUCACACUCCGCUGAGAGCCCAGGGACUUGUAUGGCUGCAGUCAGACCAGUAGACCUCUGAGAAGAACUGACGAACGGAUCAAGUUUACUUCCUGCUCCAGCGUUCUAUGUUUAUUUUAAUCAGGAUCUUCUGAUAGUGUAAAUUUUUAGUUUAAAGAAAAAAAAGAACUUAUUUAUCUAAUCUGUAAUUUGUUUUGUUAAUCGGGGUUGGUUUUCAUUUGAUAAUAUUUCACAGUAAUUAAUAUUUUUAAUUUUUUAUCCCUGCACUAGUUCUGUUUUUCUUGCUUCAACCUCAUUCCAGGUAUAAACAAAUAUGAAGUACAGUGAAGUUAAUGCACCUGACGAAUGAAUAUAGCUGGCUUUUUUUUUUUUUUUUUUAAGAGACAGUGUCUCUAUGCGGCCCAGGCAGGGUGACCUCAGACUUAAGAACCUCUAGUUAUGACCUCAUGAGUGUUGGAAUGUUGGAAUUAUAGGCAUGCCUGGCCAUUCCUGGCCUAGCUUGUUAGUUUAUAUGAUGGUAAGUCUCCAUCUAUAAAUAUGCAAGUAUACAGAAUGUGUGUGGUUUUGAAUCUGCUGGUUUUGUUCCUUGUAUUGCAAAACUGCCCUGAGGAUGUGACCUCUCGCUAAUCUCCUUGUAUUCUUUGCUCUGUUUUAAAUGACUUAGAAUGGUUUGCAUUGUUUUUAUGAAAUGAAGUUAGGAGGCUGUUAAAUCUGUGAGAGAGCCUCGAGCUGAUGUGUUUGCAGGAGGGGUAGCCUCAGCCCCUUCAGAAGUCCUUCCUUCUGAGCACUCACGGUUCAGUCAAUCAUUUCAAUAUUUCUGUGGGGUUUGUCAUUUUAUUUUUUUUAUGAGAACUGUUUUAAAAAUUUGCCUUAUAAAAUUUAUUAUGAACUUUA